Molecule: messenger RNA, 1594 nt
Organism: Schistocerca gregaria
Lineage: Eukaryota; Metazoa; Arthropoda; Insecta; Orthoptera; Acrididae
Product: protein Wnt-1-like
Exons: 8
Coding region: 1-1287 (428 amino acids)
Biological process (GO): multicellular organism development; canonical Wnt signaling pathway; neuron differentiation
Cellular component (GO): extracellular region
Molecular function (GO): frizzled binding; cytokine activity
Source: RefSeq, a predicted model, not a curated record
AUGGGUGUUACAAGUGUGCCGCGUGGCGCGCGCGCCGCCGCCGCCGCCGCCGCCGCCUCGCGUCUGCAGCCACCGGUGGCGCGCAGCGGCCAGUCUGCCGCCAGACAGCGUCAUGAGCUGGCGGUGGUGAGCCGUGAGCCGCUCCGGACCGCGACGCGAGCCAAGGGCAAGGGCGCUGCCGGCAUGUCGCGCGUCUCCCGCCCGCUGCCGCAUCCUCCGCUGCUGCUGCUGCUGCUCUCGCUCCUGCUCGCCGCCGCUCCGGCCCGCGCGCACUGGUGGAUGGUGGCGGCGCCGGGGCAGAGCCCGCAGCCCACGACGGCGGCGCCGCCGGACCGCGAGCGCCAGCAGGACGCCUGCCGCGGCUUCGACUUCCUGGCGGGGCCGCAGCGGGACAUCUGCAGCAGCCGACGCGGCGUCAUGCCCGCAGUAGGCGUGGGCAUGAAGACCGCUCUGGAGGAGUGCCAGUUCCAGUUCCGCAUGAGCAGGUGGAACUGCUCCACCGUGCCCGGCAGCGGCACGCUUUUCGGCAACGUCAUGACCAUCAAGAGCCGCGAGAAGGCGUUCGUGUACGCGAUAUCGGCGGCCGGCGUGGCGUACAGCGUGACGAGAGCGUGCGCCCGCGGGGACCUGAACGAGUGCAACUGCGACAGCCGCGUGCGACAGCGGAAGGCCAAGAGCUGGCAGUGGGGCGGCUGCUCUGAGGACAUCCAUCAUGGUGAGGCGUUCAGCCGCGAGUUUGUAGAUUCUGUAGAGAACCGAGAGACUGGCGAGGGUCUGAUGAACAUCCACAACAACGAAGCGGGACGCAGGUCGAUCCGGUCGCGCAUGGAGCGCGUGUGCAAGUGCCACGGGAUGUCGGGCUCGUGCAGCAUGCGCGUGUGCUGGCGCAAGCUGCCGCCGUUCCGGCGCGUGGGCGACGCGCUGGCGGCGCGCUACGAGGGCGCCUCGCACGUGCGGUUGGCGCGCAGCGGGAGGCGCCGCCCCGGCAAGAAGCUGCGCGCCGUCAGCAGGGACCUCAAGAAGCCCAACAAGACCGACCUCGUCUACCUCGAGGACUCGCCCGACUACUGCGAGCGCAACGACACUAUGGGCAUCCUGGGGACGCGCGGCCGCAUCUGCAACCGGACGAGCAUGGGCCUGGACGGCUGCCGGCUGCUGUGCUGUGGGCGAGGCUACCAGACGCGCGUGCGCGACGUCGAGGAGAAGUGCAACUGCCGCUUCGUGUGGUGCUGUAACGUCGUGUGCGAGAUGUGCCGCUACAAGAAGGAGGAGCACAUCUGCAACUGAGCCCGCGGCGGCCGCCGGAGCCUCGCACCGCUCUUCUCUCCCACUACGGACACUCUACUUCAUUAUUUAUUUCUGUAUUAAAGCUUUCUCAUUCGUAAACUGGAUGUUAUGUGUCACGAUGUUUUCUAUAUAGUAAACGUGGACUAAAAGUACAAUCUCCUAAUGUGGAAUAUGUGUUACGUUUUUAAAUAUAUGUAAAUUAUUACUAUUUAGUAAUUAUAAAUGAGCUAGUGUUUUAUCCUGUGACAAGAUGUAUUUAUUAGUAAAUAUAUUUGUAAAUGAGUGUAAUACACUGGGGUUUCUCAGU